GAAGUCAACAUGUCCAAAGCAACGACAAUUAAAGAAGCCCUUAAACGGUGGGAAGAACGUGAACAACAAAAUGCCACACAGGCCACCUGUAUUGAGUUGCAAUUUCAAUGGCCACCAAUAGAAAAAAUGGACAAUACCUUAGGUACACUGGUCAAUUGUGAACGCCUCAGUCUUUCCACCAACAUGAUUGAGAAAAUAUUCGGUUUAAAUGGCAUGAAAAAUCUUCGUGUCUUGUCGUUAUCAAGGAAUUAUAUUAAACAAAUAUCGGGUUUGGUAAGUUGGAAUAAUAAAUUACGAUCUGUCGCUGAGACCCUUGAAGAACUUUGGUUAAGCUAUAACCUAAUAGAGAAACUCAAAGGCCUCACGGCUCUCAAAAAAUUAAAGGUCUUAUAUAUUAGCAAUAAUUUGAUAAAGGAUUGGUCUGAAUUUAAUCGUUUACAAGAAUUGGAAACAUUGGAAGAUUUAGUUGUUGUCGGCAAUCCCAUUUCGGAGGGCAUGGAUGAGGCCACCUGGAGGGCUGAGUGCAUUAAACGUUUGCCAACAAUAAAGAAAUUAGACGGGGAACCGGUGGUUUUAAAUGAAGAACCGACAUUAUAA
Molecule: messenger RNA, 597 nt
Organism: Musca vetustissima
Lineage: Eukaryota; Metazoa; Arthropoda; Insecta; Diptera; Muscidae
Product: dynein axonemal light chain 1-like
Exons: 3
Coding region: 10-597 (195 amino acids)
Cellular component (GO): cytoplasm
Molecular function (GO): protein kinase binding
Source: RefSeq, a predicted model, not a curated record